Molecule: messenger RNA, 847 nt
Organism: Engraulis encrasicolus (European anchovy)
Lineage: Eukaryota; Metazoa; Chordata; Actinopteri; Clupeiformes; Engraulidae
Gene: apoc2
Product: apolipoprotein C-II
Exons: 4
Coding region: 61-348 (95 amino acids)
Biological process (GO): lipid metabolic process; lipid transport
Cellular component (GO): chylomicron
Molecular function (GO): enzyme activator activity
Source: RefSeq, a predicted model, not a curated record
UAGGCCAGAGUCCUGCACUGCUCACACAGUCUUAUAAGCUGCAGAGGCGAGAGAAUAAUCAUGAGGACCUUCCUGGUUGUUGCUGUGCUCAUUGCACUUCUCGCUGUCGGAGCUGAGAGCAUGCGCCUGCCCAGGGAUGCCGAGGAGGGCACCGUCACCAAGGUGCUGGACGCCUUCAAGAGCUACUACGACCAAGGCAUCACCAGCGCCUCCGGAUACCUGGAGAGCAUCAAGGGCAUGAAGCUGGAGGAGAAGGCCAAGAACCUGUUUGACGAGACCACCACCGCUGUGAGGACCUACGCUGGCAUCAUGCAGGAUCAGCUGUACCACAUGAUGCAGUCCCAGUAAAAUGUCCCCAGUCGUCACUUCUCACUUCUCCUCCCUGAAACCCCAACUCAAGGCUCACUCCAACACAGAGGGGCAGUUACACUCUGCCCAGGCUGCUCGUUUCACAUUGCGAGCCUGGCUUGGCUUAGCUCGACUUGUUCCCCCAGAUCCAUACCUCGACUCAAGGACUUCUAUCUCAGCAUGCUCAUUGACACGCUCUCAUCCCCUGACGCCUGCAGUUCCUAACAGCAGCACCGCCUGGGGGGAAACGACUUCUCCACGACCACCACCACAACAGGCCACAUGCUGUAGAACUAUUUAAGACAACCCACAGUGCCACCUAGUGGUGAGGCUGGUCCUUCACGUCUCUACUGGCUGGACCAGCUGGAACCGACUGCAGUGUGAAACUUCUCACGUUAAGGUCUGGAGACACAGUUGAUGUAGAUUUUUGCUCUAUGUCACUUGUUCACACACCACUGUCCACCUGUACUGCAAUAAAAAAGUGCCUGUGUUUGUUAAA